Messenger RNA from Dermacentor silvarum, 2651 nucleotides. RefSeq names its product beta-1,3-glucosyltransferase. The record is from RefSeq and is a predicted model, not a curated record. The transcript has 12 exons. Lineage: Eukaryota; Metazoa; Arthropoda; Arachnida; Ixodida; Ixodidae. Bases 89 to 1537 code for a protein of 482 amino acids. Gene Ontology annotation, molecular function: glycosyltransferase activity. Gene Ontology annotation, cellular component: membrane.
CAUGCGCUUGUGUUUAUGGUGUUGCUGGGGCAGCUGGGGCUAAGCGGCUAUGUUGCUUUAACUGGGAUUAACGGUGACCACAUAUGAUAUGAUAUUUGCAUUCUUUACGAGCCUGAAGACUAUAAAUAAAUGCGGCAACAUGUCUUUUGUUUCGUUAAGGGCGAUGAUUAUACUUUUUCUCGGUUUCACGUCGUGCACACUUUGGAGACUCGGUGCAUGUGUGGACAGAGAUGCUGGUAUUGUCUUCGUCGUGCUGAGUCAAGACAGUGCAAUGAGCAGCAAAGCGGCAGAGCAGCUAUCGUCAAGCAUAGCGGAGCAAGCUACAGCGCUGAAAAUGGCGCCUCCUACCGUGUACCUGUUGCACAAGCAGUGGCCGGACGUCGCGGGAGCGUGGACCGUGUUUCCCCUGAUCAAACGGCUGGAAAUGCUUCACAGAGAAGAUGGGCGCUGGUUCUUCUUCUGUGACGACACCACGGGCGUCGAGCUCUCCCUUCUUCACAAGGCCCUGCGCAGACUCAACUCUACGCAGGAGGCCCAGUUCGUGGGCCACGCCCUGUGGGACGAAGAGACGACCAUCGUGCACCACUUCGAUGACCCGCGGUCGCUGGCCUACCCGGACCUGUCGGCGGGCAUGGCACUGAGCGAGGCGGCGAUGCAGAGGGUGGCUGAAGCACUGGACGUCGCGUCUCCGGAAGACUUCUCCAUCGAUCGGCAAUACGAGAUCGCCAAAUUCCUGAGGGACCACUGCGGAGGUCUGUUACUGGAACACGCCGAGUCAUUCUGCCUUGGGGAACGCAGCGAGGGCUGCGCCACCUGGACCUCUGUGCAGGCGCCAUCGUGUGCCCAACUUGUGCCCAAAGAAGCCCUGACGGUCGCAGUCAAGACGUGCAGCCAAUUUCACAAAGACCGAGUGCCGGUGAUCAAGGCGACGUGGGCCGGGGACGCCCACCGGGUGCUCUUCUUCAGCGAUGUGGAGGACGACCGCGUGCCGACCGUCACGGUAGGCGUGGCCAACGUGGAACGCGGUCACUGCGCCAAGACGAUGGCCAUUCUGAGGCACGUCGUGUCGCACGGACUGCUCGCACGCUGGCUGCUCGUAGCCGACGACGACACCCUCAUCAGCAUACCACGCCUCCUGGACCUGUUGAGCUGCUUCGACUGGGAAGACGACGUGGCGCUCGGCGAGCGCUACGGAUUUGGUGCAGCUACUGGGCGCGGCUAUGACUACCUCACGGGAGGCUCGGGGAUGGUGUUCAGCCGCAAGACCGUGGAGCGGAUCAUCAACUCACCAUGCUCGUGUUCGAAGGCCGACUCUCCUGACGACAUGACCCUGGGAGUCUGCCUCAAACAGCUGGGCGUUCCCAUCACGCAUUCGCCACUGUUCCAUCAGGCGAGACCAGACGACUACAGUCGUCAGCUCCUGUCCCAUCAGCGGCCCAUUUCGUUCCACAAGUUUUGGAUGAUGGACCCAUUUGCUGCCUACCGGAAGUGGCUUGCGGAUAUUCCAUACAACGCUAAGCCACAUGAAGAACUCUGACUCAUCAGUAUACCUUAGUUGCAGCUACAACUUGUUUAUUUCGCGAGAGCAGACAACGAAGCCAAGCGCUUAUUAGAAUGGGUCGGCCUCUCUAGCGACCGCACCGUGAUUGUAAAGAUCACUGCAGCUGUGUAUGCAUGUUAUGUAAAGUGAAAGCAGAUCGCUGCGUUGAAGUUUAGAGAGCUUGUGCAGACAGCUACACGAACGAAAACGAGAGCAGCUAAUAAAUCAAGCUGCUCAUGUUCAAUUGUACCGUAUUUUCUCGCAUAUAACCCGCACCAGAAAUUGAAAAAAGUGCUUAAAAAGGUGGAGGUGCGGGUUAUCUGCGAAUAUUCGCGAAGGGAGGGGGUGGGGGUCGGCUUCACGGCAACGCGCGGCCUGCCGUGCAGAGUCCGCAUGUCUAUCGACAUCGACGUGUGUUAAGCCAAUAAGAGGCCAACACAGGUUAUUGCCUGAUCCACAUUCAUAGUCUGGUUAGACGCUUUUCGGCAUGGAGGAAGAAAAAUGCUUUUCGGUAUGGGUGUUCUGUGCUUUUCGCACGCUUUUCGCACGAGUCAGGUGCCGUUUCUUGUACGCCCAGUUUGCACAGUUGGCCAGCCUUAGGCAUCAUGAAUGUGUCUCUGCGGCAGUCUUUCACUGUGAAAGAGAAACUGAAGAUCAUAGCUGCUGCUGAAGAAAUCGGCAACAGAGCUGCUGCGAGAUGGUUCCGAAGACGAUUACGUCUUCGAGAGCGGCGACGAAGCCUCGGAUGGCAGCAGUGAAUCGGACGACAGCGCUGACAACGUUGCGGCGGUCGUUUUGAAGUAAAUUUGUUUUGAAAACGAAAUGAUGGCUGCGCGUAGUUCCUAGUCCUCAUUUUUUCGGAUAAGCGUGCGGGUUAUACGCGAAGUUAUUUUUUCUUCUUUUUCGUGGAGUUCACAGUUAAGGGUGCGGGUUAUAUGCAAGGGUGGGUUAUAUGCGCGAAAAUACGGUAUGUGCAAGUGUUCUAGUGAAGGUACAGAAGUUCUGUGUAUUGGAGCGUUUUCAAGUGCCUUCAAUUAAAUAUUUUUUCUUGCUUUUGCUUUUUACUGUGAUAGCAGUUAAGUGCUCGCAGAUGGGCUUUCCUUGUCCGCCA